GCGCUAGGAGCAGGUGGACGAGGACGGGCGGCGGCGGCCGCAGCAGGAAGGAGCGGGAGGAGGAGGAGGAAGGAGGGAGCAUGGCCACCGAGGAGCGGCUCUACGAGCUGUGGAUGCUCUAUUAUGCCAAGAGGGACCCGGGCUACCUGCAGCAGUGGCUGGAGGCCUUCGUGGCCAGCUUCGAGAAGGUCAUCGCCGUCCAGUCUCUGGAGCCGCGCCGGCCGGAAGAGGCGGUGGCGGAGAUCCCCAGCCUGCCCCGGGACCUGCUCCGCGUCCUGAGCCAGCAGCUCAGCGUCUGCGCGGAGCGUCUGCGCCGCCGCCGGCCGGACGGGGACGGGGACGGGGACGGGGGGACCCGGGCCGGCCUGGCCCAGGCCCUGCUGCUGGUCAAGUUCUUCGUCGUCAUCUGCAGGAAUCCGGAGAACGUCCAGCCCGACAAGACCCCCGUGUUCGUACACCAGGUCAUGGCCCUGCUGGCAGCCUGCACCGCCCAGCUCAAGAGCGGCCCCCCGCAGCCGGCCCAGCUGGAGACGGUGGCCGCCCACGUCCUGCUCCUGUGCGAGUGUCUCUUCGACCCCUACCAGACCUGGCGGAGGCAGCUGAGCGGGGAGGCGGUGAGUCCGAAAGAGAGGAGCAGGUACAGGUUUGCCGCGGCCGCUCUGCCCCAGACCUUCGGCGACGUCUUCCAAGAGUGUUUCCGGGAAGGCGAGCGGCCCCUGCCCCCGGCCCUGCAGCUGCGCCUCGUCCACCUCUUCGGAGCCGUCGUCUCCGGCCGGAAGGAGAACGCGCUGGCGGCCGUGGGCCCGGGCUCGGUGGGCGCGCUGCUGGGGGUCCUGCGGGGCUGGAGCGGCCCCCCGGGACCCCCCGGGGACCCCCGGCUCCUGCGGCUGGUGCUGCGGGGGCUGGUGGCGGCCGUUCACCUGCUGCACGGCUGCGGCGCCCCCCGGCGCGGGCCCGAACUCCGGGCGCUCCUGGACGGCUACUUCCACGUGCUCAACGCCGACCGGGCCGCCCCCGCCCAUCCGGAGGAGGGGAUCGUCACCCUCCGGAUCGGCAUGCUGGACGCCAUCCCCCGGAUGCUGGACUGUGAGGACCGCCCCACCCUGCAGGCGGAUUUCCUCGGCAACAACUGCUUCGAGCACAUCAUCCGCCUCGUCCAGAACAGCCAGCUCUACCAGAGCUCCUGGUGCCCGGCGGCUCGGGGGGCAGGGAGGGAGCCCGCCGCUCAGUUACCGCCCGAGACGGGUGCCCAGAAGGCGCCGGACGGGGACGAGGACGCCAUCGCGGUUCACGCCGUCGCCGUCCUCACCGCCAUCAUGAGCAACUCGCCGUCGGCCAAGGAAGUGUUCAAGGAGAGGAUUGGCUACUCCCACCUGUUUGAGGUCCUCCGAUGCCAAGGCCCCCCAACUCGCCGCCUGCUGCAGGAGCUGCUCAACAUGGCGGCGGAAGGCGACCACGCGGCCCGCCCGCCCCCGGCCAUCCGCAACGAGCAGCCGCUGCUGGUCCUGGCCCGCUGGCUCCCGGCCCUGCCCUCCCCGGACCUGCGGGUCUUCCUGGCGGAGCGGCUGCGGGCCCUGUGCGACGCGGGGCCCCGCAGCCGCUCGGCCUGCGUCCGGGCGGGCAUGGUGGACCGCCUGCUGGAGGCCCUGGGGGCCGGGCCGGGGCCCCGCUGCGCCGACCACCUGCUGCAGCUGCUGCGGGCCCUGGGCGGCGUCUCCCUGCGGCCGGCCCAGCUGCGUCGCCUCUUCCGCCUGCUGUGGCCCGAGGCCGGCCGGGCGGCCCACCCCUUGGCCGCCCCGGUGGUGCGGGCCCUGUCGGGCAUGGCGCGCCGGGAGGGCCCCGACCGCGCCCUGCGCUACUUCGACCUGACCCCCGGGAUGGCGGGCAUCGCGGUGCCGCCCAUCCAGCGCUGGCCCGGGGCCGGCUUCUCCUUCCACGCCUGGCUCUGCCUCAACCGGGAGCCGGCCUCCCGCCUCCGCCGGAGGCAGCUGUACAGUUUCUUCACCCCCGGCGGCACCGGGUUCGAGGCGUUCUUCACGGCCGGCGGGACGCUGGUGGUGGCCGUCUGCACCAAGAAGGAGUACAUGACCGUGGCCCUGCCCGAGUUCCCCUUCAAGGACUCGGCCUGGCACUCCGUCGCCGUGGUCCACGUCGCCGGCCGCCGACCCUUCGGCCAGAACCUGGUCCACGUCUACGCCGACGGGCGGCUCCUCAGGACGGCGCAGCUGCGCUGCCCGUCGCUCGGCGAGGCCUUCUCCUCGUGCUGCAUCGGCUCGGCCGGCCACCGCACGACGACCACCGCCGCCGGCCCGGGCCCCGCCGCCUUCGCCCCGCCGGCCCGCUUCCCGGACCCGCCCUUCCCGGCCCACCCGCUGCUGGCCCGCUCCCGGUCCUUCCCCGCCGCCUUGGCCGGCCGCGGGUGGGCCCCGGGGCCCCCGGCGGGGCCGGGGACCCCCCAGGAGGGCGGGGUGACCACGACGGUGGCCGGCGGCCAGGACACGGAGUGGGGCAGCCCCACGUCCCUGGAGGGGCAGCUGGGGUCCGUGGCCGUCUUCCACGAGGCCCUGCAGGCGUCCCACGUCAAGAACCUCCACGCCUCAGGGCCCAACGAGACCUCGCCCUUCAAGCCCGACAGCGAACUGCACGAGCUGAGCGGCAAGCUGCUGCUCUAUUACACUCCCCAGGCCUGCCGGAACAACAUCUGCCUGGACCUGGCGCCGGGACAGAGUCUGGACGGGAGGCUGACCGGGCAUAAGGUGGUCAACUGGGACGUCAAGGACGUGGUGAACUGCGUGGGCGGCAUGGGGGCCCUGCUGCCCCUCCUGGAGCAGGUGGCCGCCCAGGCGCGCGAGAGCGAGGGGCUGCCCCAGACCCAUCACCUGGUAGGGCCGGAGCUGACGUCCUCUCACGACGCCCAGGGGCUGCUCAUCCCCCUGGGCAAGGCCUCGGAGGGCCGCCUGGAGCGGAACGGAGUGGCCGCCUUCCUCCUCAUGGUGAAGAACUUCCUCCGCGGGCACCCGGUCAACCAGGACGGCUUGAUACAGUGCCACGGGCCCGCCAUCAUCGGGGCGCUGCUGCAGAAGGUGCCCAGCCACGCCAUGGACAUGAACGUGCUCGUGGCCGCCCAGAUGCUCAUGGAGCAAGUGGCUUCGGACGGGCACGGUCCCCUCCUGCACCUCCUCUACCAGCACCUCCUCUUCGACUUCUCCCUCUGGAGCCACAGCGACUUCGCCGUCCGAUUGGGCCACAUCCAGUACCUGUCCGGCACGGUGAAAGAUCACAGGCAGAGAGUGCGAAGGAAAUACGGCGUCCAGUACAUCCUCGACUCCGUGCGGACUCACUACAGCCCGCGGCGGGAGCGUCCCUUGGCGGCGGACGACCUCCGGACGGUGCAGACGUCGCUGUUGGGCCUGGCCAAGGACUUCCUGGCCCGCGGCCCCUCCCCGGAGGAGCUGCACGGCCUGCUGGGCUACCUGGCCGGGACCGCCGACCAGGGCCAGGCCUGCGGCGCGCUGGACGUGAUGCUGGACCUGCUGAAGGGCUCCCCGGCCCAGGACCAGCUGGGCAGCUUCCUGCUGGAGCCGGGCAACGUGGAGGUUCUCUUCGCCCUGCUGGUGAGGCCCUCCGCCUCCGACGGCCUGAGGGACCGGCUCUUCAAGGUCCUCUACAAGCUGCUGCGGAGCGAACGCGUGGCGGAGCGCAGCAAGCAGCGGCUGAAGCUGAAGGAGCCCGGCUUCCGCGGCCUCAUCGCCUGCCUGCCCGACGGGCCCGUCUCCCCCCGCCUCUGCCGCUGCCUCUGCGACCAGGUCCUGGCGGCCGACUGCCCGAACCUCGGGGACCUGCUGGCCGUGGUGUCCCUGUCUCAGCGAGCCCCUCUCGGCGUCCGGCUGGACAUCUGUCGCAAGCUGUUCCACCUGAUCUACGGGCAGCCGGACGUGGUGCGCCAGCUGGCCCGGCAGGUGGGCUGGCAGGACACGCUGACCCGCCUGUACGUGCGCGAAGCCCCCCCGGACCCCCCGGCCGAGCCCGCCGACGUGUUCCUGCCGCCGGCCUCGCCCCCGGGCCCCGGGCCGGGCCGCGACCCCUCGGAGGGCGGCAGCCGGUCUUCGUCGUCGUCGUCCUCCGCCCCGGCGCCCCCGGCCGGCGACGCCCUCUACCAGCCGCUGUCGCCCUUCGGCUCGCCCUUCGACCUGGGGCCCGAGCUGGCCAGCGUGGGCUCGGACGCCACGGCCGGCAGCAGCGGCAACCUGACGCCCGUCAGCCUGCCGGGCACCCCCUCGCCGCUGGACGGGGGCCGCCCCUUCCCCCCGCCGCGGGGCCGGCACAGCUCCAGCCUCUCCAACGUGCUGGACGACGGCAGCUUCCAGGAGUCCGUCGGGGCCGGGGGGCCCGAGGACGACGCCUCCAACACCAGCAACCCCCAGCAAGCCCCCGAGGAGGAGCUGAGCAACCUCCUGACCAACAUCCUGUUCUCGCUGACCUGGCGCGGCGUGGAGGGCGGCGACGAGGCCGCCUGGCGGGAGCGGGGCCAGGUCUUCUCCGUCCUCACCAAGCUGGGGGCCGCGGGCGAGCUGGUCCGCCCGCCCGACGAGAUCAAGCGCAGCCUCCUGGAGAUGAUGGUGGAGUCGGCCCUGUCGGACCUCCACGAGGCGGUGCCCGCCACCCUGCCCGCCCUCACCCAACACGUGCUCAAGUUACUGCGCCUGCUGCAGGACUUCCUGUCCUCCGAGGGUCACGCCAACCAGGGACUGUGGAGCGAGAAGCUCUUCGAGGGGGCGACCGGCCUGCUGGACCGGCUGGGCGUGUGGCAGCACCUGGCCGACGGCAGCGCCGACCUCAAGGAGAUGGCGCAGAUUGGACUGCGCCUGGUCGUCGGCUACAUGCUGCUGGACAGCACCCAGCUGCACGCCCUGGCCCACGUGAAGCUGCACGGGCUGCUGCAGACGGCGACGCCGCCGCGCCGGCAGGAGGCCUGCUACCUGCUGGCCAAGCUGGAGGCCCCGCUGGCCCGGGCGCUGGAGGCCAAGUCGGAGCGCUGCUCGUGGCUGGUGCCCCUGGUGCGGGCGCUGCUGGACCGCGCCUACGCCGCCCUGGGGCUGCAGUGGGGGCUGCCCUCCCUGCCCCCCACCAACGGCAGUCCCACCUUCUACGAGGACUUCCAGGCCUUCUGCGCCUCCCCGGAGUGGCGCGCCUUCAUCGACAAGCAGGUGCAGCCGACCAUGUCUCAGUUUGAGAUGGACACCUACGCCAAGAGUCACGACCUCAUGUCCAACUUCUGGAACUCCUGCUACGACGCCCUGCUCAGCAGCGCUCAGCGCCGGGAGAAGGAGCGGGCCGAGAGCCGUGCCAUUUUCCAGGAGCAGGUGUUGGAGCCGGCGCGCCAGCGGGUGCGGAUGGAGGGCCUGCGCUACGGCUCCGUGCAGAAGCAGCUGGCCUCUCAGCACGCCACGGUCCUGCUGCACUGGGCCGCCCUGCGACGCCUCCUCACCGCCCCCUGCUCCGCCUGGGCCGACAGGGACCCUCCCCCGACCCGCUGGAAACUCUCCAGCGCGGAGACGUACUCUCGCAUGCGGCUCAAGCUCGUCCCCAGCCACCAUUUUGACCAGCACAGCGAGGCCAGCGCCCUGAGGGACAACCUGGGUGCCGACCACCUGGCCGCCCCCACGGACUCGCUGCCCCUCGCCGUGGCCAAGGAGGCCCGGGUCAACGCGCUGGAGGAGGACCACCUGGGCAAGGAGGAGCUGGCCAUGCUGGACACCGCCGCGGAGCCCAAGGAGCCGGGCGAGCAAGGGGAGAAGCUGGUCCUGUCGGAGGAGUGCCAGCUCAUCACCAUCGUGGCCACCGUCCCGGGCCGCCUGGAGGUCACCACGCAGAACCUCUACUUCUACGACGGCAGCAGCGAGAAGGAGGAGACCGAGGAAGGCAUCGGCUACGACUUCCGCCGGCCCCUGGGGCAGCUGAGGGAGGUGCACCUUCGCCGCUACAACCUGCGCCGCUCGGCCCUCGAGUUCUUCUUCAUCGACCAGGCCAACUACUUCCUCAACUUCCCCCGCAAGGUCCGGAACAAGGUGUAUUCCUGUAUCUUGGGCCUGCGGCCGCCCAGCCAAGGCUACUUCGGCAACCACUCUCCCCAGGAGAUGCUCAAGGCCUCCGGGCUGACCCAGAAAUGGGUGAACCGGGAGAUCUCCAACUUCGAGUACCUCAUGCAGCUCAACACCAUCGCCGGCCGAACCUACAACGACCUCUCCCAGUACCCGGUGUUUCCCUGGAUCCUGCGGGACUACGUGUCGGACACCCUGGACCUCGACGACCCCUCCGUCUUCCGGGACCUGUCCAAGCCCAUCGGGGUGGUCAACGCCCGCCACAGGCAGCUCGUGCGCGAGAAGUACGAGAGCUUCGAGGACCCUACGGGCGCCAUCGACAAAUUCCACUACGGCACCCACUACUCCAACGCCGCCGGGGUGAUGCACUACCUGAUCCGCACGGAGCCCUUCACCUCCCUGCACAUCCAGCUGCAGAGCGGCCGCUUCGACUGCUCGGACCGCCAGUUCCACUCGGUGCCCGCCGCCUGGCAGGCCCGGCUGGAGAGCCCGGCCGACGUCAAGGAGCUGAUCCCCGAGUUCUUCUACUUCCCCGACUUCCUGGAGAAUCAGAACGGCUUUGACCUGGGCAGCCUCCAGCUGACCAACGAGAAGGUGGGGGACGUGGUGCUGCCCCGCUGGGCCCGCUCCCGGGAGGACUUCAUCCACAAACACCGGCAAGCCCUGGAGUCGGAACACGUGUCCGCCCACCUGCACGAGUGGAUCGACCUGAUCUUCGGCUACAAGCAGCGCGGGCCGGCCGCCGUGGACGCCCUCAACGUCUUCUACUACUGCACCUACGAGGGGGCCGUGGACCUGGACGCGGUGGCCGACGAGACGGAGCGCAAGGCGCUGGAGGGCAUCAUCAGCAAUUUCGGGCAGACGCCCUGCCAGCUGCUCAGGGAGCCCCACCCCACGCGGCUCUCGGCGGAGGACGCCGCGCAGCGGCUGGCCCGACUGGACACCUACUCCCCCAACGUCUUCCAGGACCUGGGCCAGCUCAAGGCCUUCUUUGUGGAGGGCAUCAGCGACGGAGUGCCCCUGGCCCAGGCCGUGGUGCCCCACCGCCAGGCCCGCUCCUUCAUCACCCAGGGCUCCCCGGACCUGCUGGUGACCGUGAGCGCCAACGGGCUGCUGGGCACGCACAGCUGGCUGCCGUACGACCGCACCAUCUCCAACUACUUCACCUUCUGCAAGGACCCCACCGUGGGCAACGCCAGGCUGCGGCGCGUGCUGAGCGGGCCGUGGGCGGAGGACGGCGGGGUGAGCGGGAAGGCCCUGGCCGUGGCCCCCGACGGGAAGCUCCUCUUCAGCGGCGGCCACUGGGACUGCAGCCUGCGCGUCACCUCCCUGCCCCGCGGAAGGCUGCUCUGCCAGCUCAUCCGCCACAUCGACGUGGUGACCUGCCUGGCGCUGGAUCUCUGCGGCAUCUACCUGAUCUCGGGCUCCCGGGACACCACCUGCCUGGUGUGGCAGGUCGUGCAGGAGGGGGGGCUGUCCGUCAGACUGGCCCCCAAGCCCGUGCAGGUCCUCUACGGCCACGUGGCCGCCGUGUCCUGCGUGGCCAUCAGCACCGAGCUGGACGUGGCCGUGUCGGGCUCCGAGGAUGGAGCGGUGAUCCUGCACACGGUGCGGAGGGGUCAGUUCGUGGCUUCCCUGAGACCCCCCGGGGGCGCGGUGCCCGGGCCCGUGGGACUCCUGGCCGUGGGGCCCGAGGGCCAGAUCGUCGUCCAGAGCUCGGCCCGGGAGCGGCCCGGAGCUAAGGAGAGCUGUUCCCUGCACCUGUACUCGGUGAACGGGCGGCUGCUGGAGUCGCGGGCCCUGGAGGAGCGGCCCACCGCCCUCCUGCUGGCCGAGACCUUCGUGCUCCUGGGCACCGCCCAGUGCGCCCUGCACAUCCUGCACCUCCACAGCCUGGACCCGGCAGCGCCACCCCUGCCCAUGAAGGUGCCCGUCCACAGCGUGGCCAUCACCAAGGAACACAGCCACGUGCUGGUGGGGCUGGCGGACGGGAAGCUCAUCGUCGUGGGCGCCGGGCAGCCCUCGGAGGUCCGCUCGGGGCAGUUCGCCAGGCGGCUGUGGCGGUCCACCCGGCGGAUCUCCCAGGUGUCCUCGGGAGAGACCGAGUACAACCCACCCGAGCCCAAGUGAGCGCCCGCCGGACCCGGCCUCCCGACUCCGCCCCCGGAAGGGGAUCUCGUCGGCGGGCUCCGAUGUCCGGGGACGGGCCGGCCGGACCUCCCUCUGCCUCGCCCGGCGUCCGGCCCCGGGACUCGGGGUGGCUCCCGGUCACUAGCUGACCUCGUUCGCGGCCCUUCGGACCCACGGGCCCGGGGAAGGGGCCGGAGGGGCGGCCGGGACCCCCCCCCCCCCCCCGACUCCCCGUGCAAUAUUGGCCCCGGCCCGGGGCCCCCGACCUACUGUACGGAGCGCCCCGGAGGUAUAGAUGUAUAAAUAGUCGUCCGGGCCGCCCCGGAGAUCCGUGGAGUCGCCCCUCUCCCCCGCCUCCGGCGGGCAGAGGCGUCUCCCCCCCGGCGUGGCGCCGGCGCCCGGCCCGCCUGCUCAGGGAUCGGUGGGGGCGGGCGACGCCCCCUCGCAGGGAUUUG
Messenger RNA from Ornithorhynchus anatinus (platypus), 8686 nucleotides. It is a transcript of the gene NBEAL2, whose product is annotated as neurobeachin like 2. The record is from RefSeq and is a predicted model, not a curated record. The coding region runs from base 81 to 8231 and encodes 2716 amino acids. Gene Ontology annotation, cellular component: membrane; cytosol. Lineage: Eukaryota; Metazoa; Chordata; Mammalia; Monotremata; Ornithorhynchidae. Gene Ontology annotation, molecular function: protein kinase binding. The transcript is spliced from 55 exons. Gene Ontology annotation, biological process: intracellular protein localization.